Acaulospora morrowiae is the source of this 252-nucleotide messenger RNA. The record is from the annotation of a GenBank genome assembly. NCBI's taxonomy places the organism in Eukaryota, Fungi, Glomeromycota, Glomeromycetes, Diversisporales, Acaulosporaceae.
GGAGAAACAAUAUCAGAAGUAGAGAGACAACACCCUAUCCCGUACAGAAACCAACCAGAAAACAAGAAAAACCAGCAAUGGAACAAGCAACCAAGACCCAGCAGAAGCCCACGCAAACAGAGACUGAAAACAGAUGGAGCCAAAUGGUAAAAAAAGAGCUGGGCGAGACCUCCACCUCUACUCUGAAUACCCCAGAAGGAAAAGCACAAAACAAAGAAAAGCAAACUGAAGCAACACAAGCACCUAAGAACA